Messenger RNA from Porites lobata, 3038 nucleotides. The record is from the annotation of a GenBank genome assembly. NCBI's taxonomy places the organism in Eukaryota, Metazoa, Cnidaria, Anthozoa, Scleractinia, Poritidae.
AUGUCGGCAUGGCUGAGGUCCAUUUUCAUGUUAUUAUUCUUCCGAUUUUCAACCAAACGAAAUAUCACCCUCAUGUUCAAGAACAUAUGGCUUCAGCUUUUGAUAACAUGGAGAAAGAUUUGUUAUUUUUUGAGCAGAAGGUUUGGUUUGCCCUUGUGGAGGUGAGUACUCACUUUCCCGCUACUUAAGCCUUUUCUCAGCGGCUUAAUCCAUAAAUACAUUACUGGCCGCAAGGGUUAAAGCUCUAGUUUGUUCUCCUGGAUUUGGCUGUACUUCAACAUAAUGUGCUCCUCACACGAGGGUAUGAUAUAUCAGCCCAGGUUUUCAACUCUGUGAGCGCGGAUGGUAAGAGCGGUUCUGAUGAUAACAUCCUGCCAGAUGAACGAGUCAAAAACGACUUCCAACGCUUUUUGAUGCCUUGACUGGGUUAAACUCUUGUACGGUAUGCUGUAGACAUGGGGGUAUAGACUGAAUUUUCGAUUUUGUUUUCAUGAAAGUAUUUGGCCGCUUGAAAUCUCGAAAUUUUUCUUCAAGUUUGCUUCCCGUUCAAUCUUUGUUUGAAGACCCGGAAGUUAGCUUACCGGGACGUAUAAAGCUACCACAACAGACGACAAAACUGUUUUUCUCAUCAGAUCUUGACAAGCAAAUAUUUCAGGUAGCGUAAGGACAAUUGCCACAAGACGAACACGAUCAGGAAAGAAAUCAAAGAGUAGCUUGUUGGGUCUAACCCCCAAGAUUAAGGCCAACUUACGACGUAGCCUACCCCCCUCCCCCCCCACCUCCGGUAGAUGAUAAGCCGAAAUAUAGACCACGUGACCAAAACUGUGGGGACAAGAAUGAAAUGUACGUAGGAAAGCAUUGGGUGCUAGAGGUAUUUAUUUUCUCGCGUGCUUUUAUCGGUACGGUUCAUUCAUUUUUGUCAAGUAUUACCUGAAUUACUAUUUUUUUUUCUCUGCAGCUAUAUUUACGGCAAAGACAUUCCAGCCACUCCCCUUUCAUUGUUUCUGUUUAACGUUGGUAAGUGGCAAGACACGGUUUGGGAGGAAAGAAAAAGAUUUUUGUCUCCUUACAUCCCUUUCGAGGAGAAGUUUAUUGGUGAAGUGUUUGGAAUGGGCGAAGUUGAAGUACGUUACACAGGUAGCUUUCGGGUUGGACUCCAAUCCUUGGGGAUGACCGGAUCCGACAAUGACAUGAUGUACAUCUACAAAUCCAUAAGGGUGAACACCACUCAGAAAGCAAGUUCUACAGACCAUUUAACCAUUAAAAGUUCUGAUCAGCCAGGUCAUGUAUAUCUGAGGCUUAACGUCCCCAAGUCAGUUUUUAUACAGUUCUAUCACAGGAUUGCAUUAAACGUGCAAGCGGACAACUUUGGUUUCCCAUCUCCAGGAGAGGUUGACAAAAUCUUAGAUGAAUCGGGGUUGCAAAAUCUACAAGAGGGACCGUGUGAAUUUUUUCUGUCAUCCGAAGUCUUUACCGAGCUUCAUUCUCGUUUCAACUAUUUUCGGUUCGGCGGUUGGGUGACCUUUCAACAGUCUGGUCCAGCUUCAACUGUACGCUGGAACAUUUCCACAUUGCCUAAUUACGUGAACCUUGGGCCCCUGGAUAAUGUGUUCGCUCUUCACUGUCCCUCUUGGCCAGAAGAGGCAUCUAGUUGGCUUAAAAGGGAAAGAAAGUUUGGCUUCCCCAAGGACGAUGUUGUCAAAAAGAUGUUAGACUACGGAGUUGACCUUGUUCCCAAGCCCAGAAAAAUGGAGCACCCAUCCUCAUACCAGAGAAGAAAAACGUUUAUGUGGAGGCUUUCGUUUUCCGUCCCUGAGCUGCUGCUUGUCAAUUCCUGGAAUGAAGCCCAAAGGAUCUGCUACAGGUACGCUAAAACGCUGAUGAAGACAAAUCUUAAACACCUGGACAUUCCAAGUUAUUGUGGCUUAAACGUAAUGUUUUGGCUGAUCGAGCAGACGGACCCAGCCCACUGGGUUGAUCAUCAUCUUGUGUUUUCCUUACAGAUGUUUUUUAAAAAUUUGGAGCGAUGUUGUCUGAACGGAUUUUGUUCUCAUUAUUUCAUACCUGAGAACAACCUAUUCAUAGAUAUUUCUCAGGAUAAACUGCUCAAGGGUUCACAGACCUGUAGGGAGAUCAGUCAGAACUUGUACGUUCAUCUCUGGCUAGAUGAAGGAAUUUGGUGCUAUUUGAGUGGACUUCGCCAAACCACUUGGCAUUCAUUUAAUUCCGCAUCAACAUUGUGCAAAAUGUGUGAUGAGAACAUCUUGACGGAAUUUUUGGAGAGGUGGUCGCAGGCCUUAUCAGACUUGCAACGGUCUUGCGAGAGAAAUUUUCGGAUUUAUUACUGCUUAAAAGUGUACAGAGAAUUGGCUCGUGCCUGGUAUGCGUCAGAGCAAUACCCUCAGCGAAGGGAAUUCAUCCUUAAAGCUGUGAGAACAUUUCUGCACGACUCUCGCAAAAGACAACAAACGGCAGAGGAGAAGUUCAUUGCCGACAGUGUUUGCUUUGCAAACCUGAGGUGCUUGAGGGCCUAUUUCCAUGAGGUUACAUCUGUCUCAGAAUGGCGCUUUUUCUACCGAAAGGAGUUAAUCCAACUGCAGCAAGAUCUAUUUCAUCGAAAGGACUUUCAGGGCUCUGUCAAUGUAGCUCUUCAUAAUUACUUGCAUGGAAACUUUGAAGCUGCAGCAAGAGUUUUAGAAAGUGACUCUUUGACGGAUGAAACUGAGAAUAGUGCGCAAAGCAUUCCAGUGUUUUCUCCUUUCGAUAAAAGUUCUGCUGACCCAUUUAUCAGAGAAUUUCCCUUCAAAGGACACGCAUUUUACUGUCCAGAGAUCGUCGUUCGUUGGUACCUGUUGUGGAAAUGCUACCUUGUGAUGGACAGAAAUGACACUGAACGAGCUGCCUUGGCUCAAAGGAAGCUCAGAGAGCUGGAUCUCUGCAAUUUAUAUCAAGAAAACCUCAGAAUAAUGAAACCAUUAUUUGAACCGUUUGGGAGAUAUUUGAAAGACCUUGCUAUUCGACAUAAGGACAGGUCAUGA